Molecule: messenger RNA, 4687 nt
Organism: Cuculus canorus (common cuckoo)
Lineage: Eukaryota; Metazoa; Chordata; Aves; Cuculiformes; Cuculidae
Gene: PTPDC1
Product: protein tyrosine phosphatase domain containing 1
Exons: 7
Coding region: 2629-4554 (641 amino acids)
Biological process (GO): cilium assembly; protein dephosphorylation
Molecular function (GO): protein tyrosine/serine/threonine phosphatase activity
Source: RefSeq, a predicted model, not a curated record
AUAAAAAGUGCUUAGAGAAAUUCUACAAAAAUAUAUAUUUCUAUAGAAAAUUUUAAGAAAGAUCUAUUAUCCCCAAAUUCUAAAUACAAAAUGUCUAUAACAAAACCAAACAGCAUUACUUUAUCGUCACCGUGAUGUGUUAAUAUGUGGAGCUUUUCUGCUCCUUCCACAUUAUCCAAGGCUUAACUGAAGAAACUGUGAUUUUUGAGUUCAGUAGCUGCCUACAUCUCUGAAAGCACAAACACACCUUCAUCAAAAAAACUCUAAUACAACAUUUAAUCUCUUCUGGGAUGUAAUACUUACUCUUUUGGGUGGGUACUUGUAAAUCCUGCUCAAUUUAGUUGGAAAGUAAUGAUGUGUGGCAUUUCAUCUCGCUUGUUUCUGGCUCUGUCACUUGAUAUUUAUUGAAGAAAAGUUUCAGGAAAGAGAAAGAGAUGAAGAAUUAAGUAUAAGAAAGCAAUAUAAUUAAUUAGAAGAAAAUUUUCAUGUUUCCUGGAUAGAGGUAGCAGAUAGAAAUCCUGGUAAAGGAUAGAAAUUGCUUUUUUCAUCUCCUUUCUCUUCUGACCUGUGCAAAACUGUAACUUGCCAGGACUGUAGGUUUGGAUACCAAGGGAUUAAGGCACAAAUGAGGCCAGGUAUUCAUAGAAUCAUAGAAUUGUUUGGGUUGGAAGGGACCUUAAAGAUCAUGUAGUUCCAACCGCUCCGUGAUGGACAGGAACACCUCCCACUAGAGUAUUGGUUAUUGGUUAUUGCCAAAAGCCACUUAACUGUUCAUUACAAGAGAAAGAGAAAAGGGGAAAAGAGAGAAGAAGAACGGUGAGAGAGUGCACAAGAGAAUAAGAGUCACCGCCUGGGUUCUGCGAUCUCCUGGGUCCAUCUCGUAGGAGCUGGGGCUGGUCGGCUCCUGAAGAAGGGCAGUAGCCCCUGCAGGGUCAGCGUCCUUUUACAGCAUCCCUGCUGUGGGUGCCAUCCAACCUGUUGUUGAGCUGGACGGUUUGAUCUGGGGCCAUCCUAUCCACUCCCAGGUCAGGUUUAGAAGGUCCAGUGAGGUGACAGCACGUGGCUAUCACGUGCAGGCCAUGAGCUCACAGUCCACACACCCCUCACUGCCCAGUCUGUGAGUCAGAGCUUGUCCAUCCGCCGUUUUGUGCCCCAAGCAAAGCAGCUGCAGAUACACAGAUUUUAUUACCUAGCUGUCUUCUUUGUGCCACUGUUAUAGCAUUUUAGAAUCUUAUUUUCUCUUUGAGCACCACCAAACGCGAAGUUUGAGCCAAAUGUAAGAUCCCACGGUCAUACACCCAACCCCCAAAAUAAAAGCACAUUUUGGUAUUUCCUCACCUCUUGAUAUCAGCUUUAUUCUUGCAUUAGAAUAGGAGUUUGGAGCCAUCAGCUAGCAGAGUCAGCUUGAACAUUUUCCUUUUCCAUACAACAUCCCUGCUGAUGUUUCAGGCCUGGUUUUGCAGCAAACCUCACCAUUUCACUCUAAGAGUAUUUGAAAUUCCAUCACUCAAUUUCUGGUCAUCACCUAGAAGAAACAGUGGAUUUUUGCCUGAUUAAUUAUCAGAAGAGCACUUUCUCUUGACUCAGUUCCUCCGUCACUGUCAUUGUUUUUAAGAAGCAGCACAGGCUGAAGGUAGUGUAUCUUCACAAAGAUGCAAUAGGAUACAUUUGCUUGUUGAACAAAUUAUGGUGGAUUAUCGUGGUUUUGCAAUCUAAUGCACUGACAAUGGGAUGACAAAGGUUUUGAGCAUUGCUGCAGUCUGUUCUCCAUGCAGUAACAUCAGAAUUUUGUGCUUUUGAGAGUGUUGCAGUCUUCCUGGCCAGCUCAUUCUCCUUCUUAGCACACUGGAAGCCACGUAGGAGGCAAUUUGCCACCUAAUACCUACCUUUGAAAGCUUAAAGCACUCAACUGAUACAUCUCCCCACAGCCUGCUUUGUCUCAGCCUGUGGGGUUAACAGCUUUGCUUAAUAAAAAAAGCUGUGUCCUGAAAAAAAAAAAAGCCUUUUGUUUUAAAUAACAAACUGUGUUUUGUUAGAAGAUAUGAAUGGUCCAGAGCAAACAGUCUACAAUUCAUCACGUACCGAACCGUUCCAGCAGGAACACACUAAUCCCAAUCAUUACAGAGCUAAUGAUGCAUUUUGGAGCGACUACGUGGAGGAGGAGAGGUGGUUGUGGAAUGUUAAACCAAGAGGUGGGGGAGUAUAAUGUACUGACAGAUUUCUCAGGAAGCAGAACCUCCAGCUACAUUUUGAUUGUUCUUUUGAAUUCAGGAUUUUGUGUCUGAACGCCUGGUAUUUGCGGCAAACUAAAUACUCUUAUUGUUUAUGGAAAUUGUUUUGGUUGUUCCCCAUCCCUUUUUCAAAUUAUCUCUUUGAAAUGCAACUAUUUUCAUCAGGCGGCGGAACAAUUUGUCCCAAACAGACUCAGUUCCUAUAGAACGGAGCAGCCCCGGGGAUCGCUGGCAGCAGCGCCUUCAUUGUUAGUUACUAUGGAGACAGCGCAGCCCAUGCUGACUGGAGCGUACAGAAGGAUGCCCAGUUCUCCGUAACUUCAGCGCUGAGCAGCGUGGAUUUCCUCCCAGUGCCUCCCCAGCAGCGUUCCUCCACGGGAGCUCAGGCUGCUCGGCCAUGCAGGGCUCACCCCGCAGGCGUUCGGCAGUGAGUUUGUUUAGCAACUUUUUCCAGGGUCGGAGGCAUUCUUCCUCCGAUCCCCUUCUUCGUGUAAUCCAAAGGCGCCGGAGCUCAGCUGUAGAGGUGCUCUCAUCAUCGACUCACCGGGUUAUGGUGGCGGUUUCGUCUCUGAGCCCUGAGGAGCUGGAUGCGACUUUUCCUGAAAAAAAAAGAAGUUCGAGGCGUCCGACAGCUAAAUACACAAAAGUAGGAGAGCGCCUCCGGCAUGUCAUCCCCGGCCCCAUGCAGUGCUCUAUGGCAUGUGGUGGGCGCGCCUGCAAGUACGAGAACCCAGCGCGGUGGAGUGACCAGGAACAAGCCAUCAAAGGGCUCUAUUCCUCUUGGAUAACAGACAACAUCCUGGCUAUGGCUCGACCCUCAACAGAAUUAAUAGAAAAAUACCACAUUAUUGAGCAGUUUGAAAGAUGUGGCAUAAAAACUGUAAUUAACCUUCAGCGUCCUGGGGAGCAUGCGAGCUGUGGGAAUCCGCUGGAACAAGAAAGUGGCUUCACCUACCUUCCUGAAGCUUUUAUGGAGGCUGGAAUUUAUUUUUAUAACUUUGGAUGGAAGGAUUAUGGAGUGGCUUCCCUGACAACCAUACUGGAUAUGGUCAAAGUUGUGGCGUUCGCGCUGCAGGAAGGGAGGGUGGCGGUACACUGCCAUGCUGGGCUUGGUCGGACAGGCGUUCUCAUAGCUUGCUACUUAGUUUUCGCAACACGAAUGAGUGCUGAUCAAGCGAUUCUUUUUGUCAGAGCAAAAAGGCCCAAUUCCAUCCAGACCAGAGGGCAGCUGUUAUGCAUCAGAGAAUUCACACAGUUCUUGGUUCCUUUGAGAAACGUGUUCGCCUGCUGUGAGCCCAAGGCCCACACGGUGACGCUGUCCCAGUACCUGACCCGUCAGAGGCACCUGCUCCACGGUUACGAGAGCCGACAUCUCAAACACGUGCCAAAACUUAUUCAUCUGGUUUGCAAACUGUUGCUGGACUUGGCUGAGAACAGGCAAGUGAUAGAAGCGGAAUUGUUGGAUAUACCGGAUCUCUCGGCGGAAAUCGAAAAGACCGUUUCGCAGUUCAUGUCCACGCAGCGGGAUGGAGGACUGGCGCGGCAGGACAGCAACACCUCGGAGUCCUCUCACAGCCACUCCACUUCCGAGGCCCAGGAUUCUCUUGUCUCCUUAGGACAUGAAUGUGAUCCGCUUUGGAAAAGAAGGAACGUUGAAUGCCUUCAGCCUCUCACUCAUCUAAAAAGGCGGCUGAGCUAUAGUGACUCAGAUUUAAGGAGAACUGAGUUUCUCUUAGAACAGGGAGAAACCGUGUGGACGGUACCUGCACAGAUACUGCAGUGCAACAAACCUCAGCAGGACAGCAGUGAGGAAGGUUCUGCCACAGGUGAGCAAAAGCCACAAUUGGACUUAAACAAAGAAGCAUUAGUGCAUAAUACAUGCAUGUUCUGGAGUCAAGGGAAAUUUAAUUUGGAUGAACGGAAAGAUGGAUCCUCCCUUUAUCACAGAAGGAACUCUACCAAAGAAGUACAGCGCAGCAGGACCUACUCUUCAGGGCUAGCGUCUCUCCACAAUGCCAGGGAGCCGGAAACGCCAAGACAGGAAUUUACCAAUGAGAUUGGUCAUAGGAAUGACCGUAAGACUUAUACAUAUAGCAGAAGAGCCUAUGUCUCCGAGGACUCCGACUCUUCUUCUUCUUCUAAAGUGAACUUUUCCAUUGGAUAUGAAAGCAAAGAUGUGUCAGAGACAAUUCCACACAUUGUUCUGCAGUCAGAAUUAAGUUUGGAAGCCCGAAGGGUAUUGGCAGCAAAAGCACUUGCAGAUAUAAAUGAAUUUCUGGGAGAGGACGAAGUGAAGCAGAAGGUAGAGAUGUGGCAGAACUGAAUUCUCGAGACGGAGCUUGGGAUAAAGUCUGUACCGAGAGAGAUCCUUUUAUCCUCUGUAGCUUGAUGUGGUCCUGGAUAGAGCAGCUGAAGGAACCUAUUAUAUCCAAAGAUGAUAUUGACCUCCUAGCCAA